AUGGCCGGAUUACUUCGCAACAAAGUCGUUGCCAUCACAGGUGCAUCGCAAGGAAUCGGGCGUGCUACGGCACUGGCAUGUGCUCGACAAGGCGCUGGUCUCGUCCUGCACCACUUGGGGACCGAACAGACGACCUCUGACAUCGGGGCGCUGCAAUCUGAACUGAGAGCGAUCGACCCAUCGCUUCGACACACCUCUUUCAGCGGCGAUGUUGUCCUGCCAGAGACCCCGGCCAAUCUGGUGGCCGAGGCUUUGGACAAGUUUGGUCGAAUUGACGUCCUGAUCAACAAUGCAGGCAUCUGCACAUUCUCCGACUUCCAUGAUGUGACGCAGGCUCUUCUGGAGCGGCACAUGUCAGUCAACUUCACGGCGGCGUACAUGCUCACACAGGCCGCCACGAAGCAGAUGGUGGCCCAAGGGACGGGUGGCAGUGUCGUGUCUAUCGCCUCCAUCACAGCCGUCCAAGGCUCGUCGGCCUUGACGCACUACGCGCCCACCAAGGCGGCCAUCCUGGGCAUGACUGUCGCCUGCGCGAGCGCCCUGGGCAGACAUGGCAUCCGGUUCAACAGCAUCUGUCCCGGCACCAUCGAGACCACCAUGAACAAGGCUCACUUGGACCACAAUGGUCAGCGCGAAGUCAUGGCGGCCAAGGCGGCGCUGGGCCGCCUGGGCACUCCCGAAGAUAUCGCCGGAGCAGCCGUCUUCUUCGCCAGUGAUCUCAGUUCCUAUGUGACUGGACAGUACCUGUUGGUGGAUGGCGGUGCAUCAACCCAUUAUGAGUGA
Molecule: messenger RNA, 783 nt
Organism: Fonsecaea monophora
Lineage: Eukaryota; Fungi; Ascomycota; Eurotiomycetes; Chaetothyriales; Herpotrichiellaceae
Exons: 1
Coding region: 1-783 (260 amino acids)
Molecular function (GO): oxidoreductase activity, acting on the CH-OH group of donors, NAD or NADP as acceptor
Source: RefSeq, a predicted model, not a curated record